AAAGAAGAACCCUCCAAAACUAAACACUCUUCUGGCUUGCGUCUUGUCUGCAAAAAAACUCGGAGACGCAAAGGAAGUGGCCGAACGUUUCGUAAACCUCUGGAAGCCCCCACUCUUCGCCGCCUCUCGACUCGAUUGCGACUCGGCUUGACUCAGUGAUCGAAUCGCUCCUUAACUUUCCCGCUCUCUAAUCGAAACGAGCCUGAUCGUGUUUUAAUAAUGGGAUUAAGCGAUUAAUUUCGCGUUUUCUUCCUUUUUUCAAAAAAUCAAAACCGUCCCUUUUGUGUUGGAGAUUGAAAAAUUGAGGGAUUUUCUGGGAUAAUCUGAAUGUGAAUGAUUUGAUUUCGGUGUGUGUUUGAGUGAUUUUUCUUGGCCAAUGUUGGACUUUCGAGACGGUUUCUUGGCGGCAGAGUUAGUGUUUGGGGUUUAGGGAGUAGUAUUAGGGCUUGAAAAUUGGAGUGUUAGUGAGGGUUAUGUUUAGGGUUCUUGUGGCUUAAGAGGAUGGGAGAGAACUCUGAACUUGAAGAAGGGGAGAUGAAUUGUUCUACUGAUGAAGCCGUUGUUGAUCUUGACGUUGAUCUCUCCUACAUUGACGAAAAGGUACAGAAUGUGCUUGGCCACUUGCAAAAAGAUGCACUGGACCGGUUUGGUUCAAGGUUGUAUGACUAUGGAUCAUUUUUGCCCACUUACAAACGUGUUCCGGCCGUACCACCACCAUGUCAAAGGAGUUCCUUAGGGAAUCAUGCUGUACAAAGAUUUUCAAACAGUUUACCUGCGAAGAAUGUGGUUCAGAACUUUCAGUCACUGCCUACUACUACUACAUCUUGUAAAUUGGUAAGUCUUCAGAAACCUCAGAACAAUCAAACUUCUGGCUCCCUUUUGACCCAAGCUCCUGGAAUGGUUCCCAUAAAGAAAGAAAAUGCGAGAAUACUUGGAAAUGAUUUGUCUGGACAUAAGCCAAUAAGGGUACGGAUCAAAAUGGGUUCUGAAAUCUUGUCCCGAAACGUCGCAAUGGUUUGCAAAGAUCUUGGUCUUGAUGACUCUCCAAGUGUAACAACCCGAAAGAGCCUUGUUGAUUAUAGUAGCGGAAUGCUUCCGAAUACAUCUCCGGAGAAGUCAAGUGAAUCUCCUUCCCGCAUUAUUCAGGAAAUGACUUCCAUUCCUGUCCCAGAGGAUCUACUGAUGUCGCCUCUUCCUGAUAGUCUACUUUUUGUGAAGGAUAAGAAGAAGCAAUAUACUUUAUUAGGAAAUGAACCAGUUCUUAAGGCAGGAAAGGAACCUUCUAUUCAGACACAGAACAAGCUUUCAGAUGUUUUAGGUUCUGGGGAAACUCCAAGUGGAAGGAGAAGGAAAGCCGUAGACUGCUUUGAUGUUAAUGAGACUUCAUCAGUUGGUGAGAUGAAGAAGCAAAAGGUUUUUUCCACUGGUCAGAUAGCCAGAAGAAACUCAACUUGUGAUUUAGGUGGGGCAACUUCUACUAAGGAUGGGUUUAUUGCAGAAAGUAACUUGCAAAAAGGUACUAAAAAGGAAAGAGAAAGUGAUCCCAGAACCGCAUUUGCUAAAUCAAACAAAAUUAAGGUUGUUGGGAAACAUGCUGAUAAGGAGUUAAAGACAAAUUCAACAAAGUUGAAACAGAACAAUAGCAAAGAUCAAGUUUUAUCAAAGAUGCCUUUCAAGGAUGCUGCAUAUAUCGGUCAAAAUAGCAUGGGCGUUGGGCUUGAUUCUGCGGUUGCGGUUGCGCCUUUACCCACCAGUCUUGACAUUGAUAUUUGGGCCCAAUGCGAUAGCUGUGAGACAUGGCGGCUACUGCCCUUUGGCACGAAUACUGAGCAGCUGCCUAAGAAGUGGCUGUGUAGAAUGCAAACCUGGCUGCCUGGGAUGAAUCACUGUGGCGUUAGCAUGGAAGAGACAAUAAACGCUAUUAAAUCUUUACAUGCUACUGAGGCUCGCUGUCCUGAGACUGUUGUUAAAUCUCUCUCUGAAGCUAGUAAUGCUGAUGGAAGCUACCAACCUUUAACUUCUAGUUCAUUAUCUAAUCCGGUUGAAAAGAAGCCUAUCGUGAAAAACUUAUUAUCGCAAGGAGUUUCAAGCAAUAUCCUGGCUGAUCCUGCAAAGCCUAUAAGAAGUGACCCACAUGUUCUUAAAAUAAAAAACGUAAAGCUGCCAUUAGAAACGCACAAUGCUACUCAGAUGUCCACAGACCAAAAAGCAAAGGGGCGAUCAUCAGGUACUGGUAGUCAGAUAAAGAUCAAAAAGAAAAAGGAGGGUGACAAUCAAGAAAGUGAAGGUUCCAAGCAAAUUAAGACUGGUGAUGGCAACAAACCUUCCAGAGAUAUAAAAGCAGAAGAAAUACAAUGGAAACAAAAUCUGGAUUGGACUCAAGCAGAGAGAAAAAAAAAGCGUCAUGGCAAUGAUAUUUGUACUUCGGAUGUAGAGCGAGACACAAAAAAAAGAUUACUCGCAUCUAAUAAGAAACCUGACCCCAAACCUCAACUGACAACUGGUAGUGUCUCCUUGUGGACAAAAGCUCAUGGCAGAACCAACAGUCUUGUGAGAAAAAUAAGGUUGACGGGUUACAAGCAAGGUAACAAUGGGAGCAGUUCAAAAUUAUCUGCAGAUGGUGAGGAAAAAGUGCCCUCAAUGGAAAAGAGGAUAACAGUCCAGGAAGUUAAAGCACGCCAAAGGAAUGAGAUGUUUCAGGCUGAUGGCCAUCGAGAACACCAGAAUGCUGAUGCCUCAUGCAAAUACUUCUCUGGUGGAAGUGGGCAGAUUUCUGGGGUAGAAACAUCAAGCUCCGCGAAGGUUUUAGGAUCACAUAAAAGUGGAAGAAGGUAUGUGGAAGAAGAAGUAAAAGCAUCCCCUGUGGAAUCAGUUUCCUCUUUCCCUGCAAGGACUUCAUGCCGGAAAAAUCUUGCAUUAGCUGGAGAGAGCAUAUCUCGACAAAACCAAAACUUGAAAUGUGGUGAUGCUGGGAGUAAAAUUGUUAAGAAUAGAAAACACCUAUCUCAGGAAGCUGAUUGUGAGUUUUUGUCGACAACUCAUCCUAGAAAUAGAAACCAGGCAAAACCAGAAGUAUUUAAACAGAACUCAGAGUUUGGUGAUUUGCCUUGCACAAGUAUGGAAAAAGUCCUCGAAAUUAGAGCUGGGAUCAAGAAUUUCAGUGCCAUUACUCAUGAGACUAUGGAUAGAUCCUCCCAGGCUGCGAAUGAUAUACUUCAAGAGGCUGAAAAGCUGACAAAGCUUGCUGACUGUUUCAAGAGCUUUGGAUAUGAUUAUGAACACAAGGAGGCCAACUUUAAAGCGGCUCUGAUGUUUCUCCUUGGAGCUUCACUUUUAGAAAGGUGCACUACUGAGAAUGUGGAAGUGGCAAAGAUGAACCAUGUGGAAGCUUACCAUACUGCUGCAAAACUUUCAGGAAGUUGCGCCCUUCAGUAUGAAAAAAGCCAAGAGAUGGCUGCAGCUGCUAUGGCCUAUAAAUGCGUGGAAGUUGCUUGCAUGAGAGUAGUGUAUGGUACAAGUCAAGGUCUGAGUGGAGAAUUCAAUGAAUUGCAAAAAAUGGUACAGAUGAUGACUCCUCAAGGUGAAUCACCAUCGUCAUCUACAUCUGAUGUGGAUAGUUUUUGUAAUCAAGGGGUGAUUGAUAAGUCUGCUAAAACUAAAAGAGGUCUCUCCAAUGUUGCUGGAAACACACUCCCUGUUGCUAGAAGCCCGCAAAGUUUUGCUCCGCUAUUGGACUUUACAGAGACCAUGAAUCUAGCAAUGGAAGCCUCAGCAAAAUCCCAAGACGCUUUUAGAGAAGCCAGUGUCACCUCAGAAGAAACGCAGCAUGGAGACUAUGUCUCUGCAAUCAAGAAAGUUGUCGAUUUUAGUUUCCAUGAUGUGGAAGCGCUUAUUCAGAUGAUUGAGGUCGCCAGGGAUGUUCUAAGUCCAUCAAAGUUCCGUGGCCCAAAGUGUUGACUCUAUUUUGUACAUAGGCUCUAGUCCUAUAAAGAAUAGAAUAGUCUUAUUAAUUAGCAAAUUUUGCAAUGCCUAGCUUUCAAGGCUUAUUACCCUUGAAUAGAUUAGGAAAGGAGGACUUGGAUAGAGGACACUAGACAGGAACUUAAGGUCUUAAGUUUGCAGUAACUCUUAGUGUCCUGUUUCAGGUCUUUCUUCUUUUUGGUCUCCGGGUAUCCAACAUUAAUUAAAGAAUAGUUAUAGAAGAGUAGCAGGAUCCUUAGAUAUAGUCAUUUAAACAAUUGGAUAGUGCGCGCUAUAUGAGAGUUGUGACAAGACACUGCUCUAUGCCCUCUAAUCAUGUUACAAAAACUAUUAUUGGAAUGGAAAACUUCAAUUUUUUUUUUUGCGGUAAUUUGUCAAGAUCAUGUUCAGCUUCUUCUGAUUUUUCAUCUUGCAUAGUCGCUUUUUGCAUUUGCUAUUGUCCGAUCUUGAUGUCAGUGGUUAAGUUUUAGACAUUCAUACUGCAGCAUAACGGUAUUUCGGUACACCAUAC
Messenger RNA from Thlaspi arvense, 4492 nucleotides. The record is from the annotation of a GenBank genome assembly. Lineage: Eukaryota; Viridiplantae; Streptophyta; Magnoliopsida; Brassicales; Brassicaceae.